AUGUCGUUUUCUCAUCCGCUUUUCUUCAUAGCUGCUGCUACGCUAAUCGGCGUAGGACGGGCGGUUACUUUCAAGUCGUUUAAUGGAACAUAUAAUGGGCCUCUAAAUGCGACGAGCCUCCCGAAGAGUACUCACGAGGUGCUUUCGCUACCCCUGAGGAAGGUCGAACACAAGGGUGUCGGGACGCCUAGUUUGGCUAGACGAUAUUUCGGAUCGGAUGUCCUAGGUGUCUAUGGUGCAGCGUAUUUUGCCGAGUUAACAAUUGGUACCAGCGAUAACCCACAGACCGUCAAUGUGCUGCUGGAUACGGGGUCGUUUGAACUGUGGGUUAAUCCGAACUGUAGCGCGACCAAUGUGCAGCAGUUCUGCGAUGAAUUUGGGCAUUACGAUCCUACGCUAUCACAUACGUCGAAGAAUCUAAAUAAGACCUUCACGAUCCAGUAUGGGCUGGGUAGUGCAUCGGGCACUUAUCAUCAGGAUGAUGUAUUUAUCUCUGGGGCAAAACUCCCGGAUCAACAAUUUGGAGUUUCAAAUGCAUCUAGUGAUGUUUGGUUUGGUAUCCUUGGCUUGGGUCAUGGUAAGGGGCACGGCGUUAUCGACUAUGAAUCUAUCGUCGACUCGUUGGCCGUACAAGGGUAUACGGAUAGCAAGUUAUUCAGCUUGGAUCUGGGUGGCCAACCUGGACCAACUGCUGCCAUCACGGGAGAAAUAGUCUUUGGUGGUGUCGACACCAAUAAAUACGCAGGAAACCUAGUGAAAGUCCCAACCGAUCCUAACGAUGCGCACUACGUCGCAACGCUCAACUCAAUCUCUCUCCACGUUCCCGCUUCCAGCUCCGGCUCCGUCAAAACCGUCUCCCAAAAUAUCAAAGCAAUAAAUGACUCGAACCUACCAUUACAAGUUGUUGUUGACUCAGGGACUACCCUCUCUCUACUCCCAGAGUCCGUAGUCUCAGCUAUAGCUGCCGGUUUCCCUGGCGCAGAGCCAGAUGGAAAUGGUGGAUACAAGGUGCCAUGCGAACUACGAAAUACUACGGAGGGCCGUGUAGACUUUGAGCUCCGUGGGGAUGGCAACGACAAAGUUAAGAUCAGUGUUAGUUACAGCGACUUCAUCUGGUACGGCGGUAACGAAUGCUUUCUGGGCGCAUGGUACACUAGCAAUGUUGGCGUAUGGAUCCUAGGAGAUACAUUUCUAAGGGGAGCAUAUGUAACGUUUGAUCAAAGCAACAACGCGUUAUAUAUGGCUAAUUACGUCUCGUGUGGUGAAAGCUCGAACUUGGUCCCUGUUCCAGCGGGCCCCGAUGCAGCGGCUAAUAUCCCCGGAUCCUGCGAGACGGCAGAGCCGGCACAGAAGCUCCCGUCGCCUACUGCUACCUUAGCUAGUUAUGACCCGGAGUGUGACUGUACUGUAUUCUCUUUCUCAACCGCUUUCUCCACUGCAUUCAUGACAAGUACUGCGACUGCUACUACUGCUACUGUCAAGAAGCAAGCGAGUGCAGCCCCGGUGCUUGAUCCACCUGCCGCUGGAGACGACGACUGCGACGAAGAUGAGGAUCAGCCGCAGGAGAAGCACAUCGAGAUAACUACGGCUACAGAGACUUUUACGACCACACUAGUUCGCCAUGUCGUAUACACGGCUGGCCGCCGGGUUGAUACCAGCUAUGUAACAGUGGUGACGACCUUCUGCCCAGGUGACAUCCUUCCUCCUACAUUUACAACCCCGACCCCGAAAGUGGUGCAUUCCCAGACCCAAGGCCGAGUUCAGUAUACCACUACGCGUCCUAUCCUAAGCACAAGUAUACCAACCCCUAUAGAACACAUCACGAUAGCGGAGAUAACCCACGUGGCCAAAACGGCUCCGGAGACCUUUAUCACAACAAGGAAUACGACGACACAGGUAGCCACUGUACUCGAGUCAGUUCACAUAAACACUUAUUCCUCCCCUCCCCUUUGGACCACUCCUGCUUUCACCGAAUCCAUCCUUUCCACUUUCCCCUUCUCACCCCCCACAUUCUCCUCUUACUCUUCCCCCCUACCCCCACCACCACCACAGCAGCAAAGCACCGCUCCUAAUGCUAGUUUUGGCGCCGUGGGCUGGGGUUUUAAUAGCACCUCUACCGCUACUACGAGCAUCAACACCGGCGGCGUCAACUACAACGUCGGCGGAGCCGCAAGCCAAGCCAUCGGCGCCGGCGCCGGUGCCGUGGUCGCGCCCGCAGUUCCGACGAUGACGACAACACAGAUCUGGCACUCGCCUAUGCCGAGUGGGAUGGCUAUGAGUACAUCCGAGGCGGUGAAGAAGACUCUAGGUGAGGUAGCAAUUGGGUUAUGGACCGUGAUGAUGGUGAUGGUGAUAGGACAGGCUGUGGGAAUAUCAUGA
Messenger RNA from Daldinia childiae, 2379 nucleotides. Its product is annotated as Candidapepsin-1. Gene Ontology annotation, biological process: proteolysis. The transcript is spliced from 6 exons. Bases 1 to 2379 code for a protein of 792 amino acids. The record is from RefSeq and is a predicted model, not a curated record. Gene Ontology annotation, molecular function: aspartic-type endopeptidase activity. NCBI's taxonomy places the organism in Eukaryota, Fungi, Ascomycota, Sordariomycetes, Xylariales, Hypoxylaceae.